CCUUCUGUAGCCAUCGCAAUAUUAAUUGCCAGAAGUUUGCAAUCUAAAUUCUCGUAUUUAUUGGACCCCGCUUUCGUCCCAAUGCAGUUGAUCAUUAUUACUACUUACGCCGCAUGAGUAAAAGUCAACAGAGAAUUAUACCCAAUCAAUAGGGGCAAUCUAAGAUGCAUUCUACGAUGCCAUUCUUGCCAACGAUUCUCUCGUCUACAAUUUCCACGAAAGUCCAAUGGAAACAGAAGGAAAUGAGCGAGGGAUCAGUAGUAAGAUCUGGAUGCAGCGGGGGUGGGAAUAAAGUCCUUCGAGAUCGUGGUAUUGGGGGUGGAAGAUAAUUUUGCAGUCACACAUUUUGGCGUCGGUUUUCUCGACGUCGCUACCGUGCGUUUAUUGAUCUGACGGUGAAAAUAUGGCGGCUCCGACGCCUCGCGUGCUCGCUCUCAUCCUCGUCGUCGGUAGCAUACUCCGACUUGGACGGACGGCCGCAGGAACCGCGACGACUUUCACCUUCCCCGAAUUUCCGUACAAAGAAACUGGGAAAAAUGAGCUACUCUUCAGGGAGUUCGAACAGGCGUGCGAACAGAGUGGAGCCUGCAGGAUGCUUCAGCAACAAGGAAACAGCAUAGCGAAAGUACGAUGCAUCAGGGAAUGCGUUUCUCCGUCCUGUUAUCAAGAGCUUUAUCUUCCCGACCAGCUGGAGGAAGGGGAGAUUGACGUAAGACUGAAUUCAUUUAAGGGAUGCUUCAUGCAGCGAAGCGGACGUCCCCGAAAAUAAGUGAAGAUUUUCGCCACAAAACCGGGAAUGAAAAAAUCGAGUGCGUGGAAAUCCCGAGCAGAAUUUUACGGAUACAAUCUGCUCCGAUUUCCGUCGAUCUGAAAAUACUUCAAAUUUCAUAUCGAAUGAUACGAUUUCAUCGCGCCUGAAGGUAUAGAGGCUUGGGAUUGAACUUACGUUAAAAGAUUUUCGAGGUUCGAUACAUCCUGGUACUUUUUUAAGCACGAAUUUAAACUAGAAUAGGUUUGAAGUAACUAAUUGUAAGAGGUGAAUUUUCACGUUCGAAGCACGUUUGGCUUUUACAUUGAAUAUAAUACGUAGAUAUUACGUAAAAAUGAAGUAAAGUUUCUACUUUUUAGGAAUUCAAAAUUUUAUAAAUUGCUAUAUCGACGCCUUGCCGGCUCCGUAGAGUUGAAUAUUCUAUUAUACCUAUAUAAUAAUUUGAAAAAUCGUAAUUCAACCUUUACAAAUUAUAAUAAUUAUAUUACUAUACAAACCUUUACAUUAAGUAUACACCACUAAUUGGUAUACCAUAUCGCUAUUUUCAAUAAAGUCAUUUACAUCCCAAUACUCUCGCAGGCCGGG
Messenger RNA from Athalia rosae (coleseed sawfly), 1354 nucleotides. RefSeq lists its product as uncharacterized. The coding region runs from base 404 to 769 and encodes 121 amino acids. Lineage: Eukaryota; Metazoa; Arthropoda; Insecta; Hymenoptera; Athaliidae. The record is from RefSeq and is a predicted model, not a curated record. The transcript has 3 exons.